This is a messenger RNA of Sphaeramia orbicularis (orbiculate cardinalfish), 5648 nucleotides long. RefSeq names its product MLLT10 histone lysine methyltransferase DOT1L cofactor (gene mllt10). Gene Ontology annotation, cellular component: nucleus. Gene Ontology annotation, molecular function: histone binding; nucleosome binding. NCBI's taxonomy places the organism in Eukaryota, Metazoa, Chordata, Actinopteri, Kurtiformes, Apogonidae. Gene Ontology annotation, biological process: regulation of transcription by RNA polymerase II. The record is from RefSeq and is a predicted model, not a curated record.
UACGUCGUUACGCACUUCCUGUUCUCUACGACGUCCCCCCUCUUCUCCUCACCGUAGCGCUGUGAAGUGGAUGUUUUGGUGAAAAAAAUACUGUGUCGAAAAGGGACGUAAACACAUUUAAAACAUGACAUUUCGACAGAGUGGGACAUAAAGCGGCGUAGCAGUGGAAAGAGGGGUGUCUUCAGCCAAGCUUUCGGUUCAUCUUUAUGUCGUAUUCCUCCGCAUGUCCGCUUUCUUCGUAGAUGGUCUCCGGCGAGCGUUGUCUGGCGGCGGACGACGAGUUCUCGACGAAUAAUAUGAAGGAGAUGAUCGGGGGUUGUUGUGUUUGCUCAGACGAGAGAGGCUGGGCAGAAAAUCCGUUAGUCUACUGCGACGGACAUGGCUGCAACGUAGCCGUGCAUCAAGCUUGCUAUGGCAUUGUGCAGGUGCCCACUGGUCCAUGGUUCUGCAGAAAAUGUGAAUCUCAGGAGAGAGCAGCUCGCGUGAGAUGUGAGCUGUGUCCCCACAAAGACGGAGCCCUCAAGAGGACCGACAACGGAGGCUGGGCCCAUGUGGUUUGUUCCCUUUACAUACCUGAAGUGGAGUUUGCAAACGUCUCAACUAUGGAGCCCAUUGUACUUCAGUCUGGGCCACAUGAGCGCUACAACAAGACGUGUUACAUCUGCGAGGACCAGGGCAGAGAAAGUAAAGCAGCCACCGGUGCCUGUAUGACCUGCAACAAACAUGGCUGCAGACAGGCCUUCCAUGUCACAUGUGCCCAGUUUGCAGGGUUGUUAUGUGAGGAACAAGGAUCAGAUGCCGACAAUGUCAAGUAUUGUGGAUAUUGCAAAUACCACCACAGCAAAUUGCGAAGGAGCAGGGGCCGUGGUAGUAGGUCUCAAGCUUAAGGUGACUCUUCUUCCUCUCAGUGUAUGAUAGACCCCCCAGAACAGGACAAUAAGAAACAUAAGGAGCGGGAUAGACACAAACCGAAACAUAAGAAGAGCUCCAUGGACAUGUCGCCCUCCCUCGUGCUUCCUAACAUCAUGGUUCCAGACAAGACUUACAACAGCAGUGGCCCAGGACCAGGAGUUGCCUCUCUGCCCGCCUCCGCACAAAAGCGAUUGGACGACGGCACCGCCCGUUUUACCAACGCCAACUUUCAGGAAGUGUCCUCCACUCACUCCGUCGGCAGUUCCAAGGAUAGCUUGGCUGCAGACGUGGGAAAGGUGGCGGCUGAGGCGAAAAACAAGAAGAACAGCGGCGGAAGUCACGGUGGACAGAGGGGUGGCCGCAAGUCUCUCACAUCCUCAGGGAAACCUCUCCCCUCUGCCGUGGUCACCAUGGCAACUUCCUCCACAUCUGCCGCUGUUUCCACCGGGCCUUUCCACCAAGGCCUCCUGCUGACCAGCGCCAGCAAAGCACCUUCUGCUUCUUCCCUCCUCUGCUUCCUAAGUUUCACUGAUUCAUCAUUGCGUCCCGGGCUGGGGACAAACUUCUUCCCCCCGUCUUUCAGCAGCUGCCUCGUGAAGCCAAGCUCAGAGGGUGGAGUCUCAGAGGGAACAGCAACACUUGGUUCACUAAUGUCUGCUACUACAGCUUCUGCCAGUGGCGGGAAGCUGUAUGAGAAUUCCCACAGUCACACAGAGCAGACAGCAAGCCUGGGUGGCUCCACUGGCUACAAACGGCCCCAACCCUCCAGCUCAGGACCAGGGAUCGGAGGAACAGCAGCGGGAGGAGGGGAGGAUGGGGUGAAGAAGAAAAAGAAAGGCAACUGGCGAAACAGAUUUGGACCAUGCUUCACCACAGAUGUGAAGCCUUCCGAACCGGCUCCCUCCCUGACUCUGCCCACUUCGUCCACAGCCAACACCUCCUCCUCCACCGCCUCCCCUUCGUCUUCUUCGUCCUCGUCGCUCUCAGGCCGGCCAGGCUUAGCGUCCAGCAGCGGAUUAGGAGUGGGAGUGGGAGGGGGGAGGAGGAGAGAUGGGCUGGGGGUCAUGGGUGUCAGCGGUGGGAUUCAGAUCCCGUCACUCCUCAGGAAUGGAAGUCUCCAGAGUGGGAGCAGCUCUACAACCACCAUUCCAGGUGUUUUCUCUGGUGCGGACGGGUCAUCGUCAGGGGCAGGAGCUGUUGCCGUCGGUGGAGCCGGCUCAGAGUUGUCACAGCAACAACAGCCCACACCUUCCUUAGCCCCGCCCUCUCCAUUCACUGCCACGGCUCCGCUAACCAGCACAGCCUCGACACACGUGAGUGGGCUGCCAGGGUCCGUCUUCAACCUCGCUCCCUCCCACAUGUUCGGUAACAGGCUCAACCCCAACUCAGCCAUGGCUGCACUCAUCGCCCAGUCCGAGGCCUCACCAGCAGAUCAGGAGGUGGGAGACGGCAGCAGCGGCGUCGGAGCUCAGGGCUUCUCCGUAAGAGCUUCUCCCAAGACCACCCCGCGUUCUCCCAUUGGUGGCCUGCAGAUCCGCUAUGACUCCUCAGGGUCGUUGCCGGGGCCGGGGCUGGGGUUGCUAGGGGCGGGGGGAGGCGGAGGUGGAGGCGGCGGCGGCGAGACGCUGCCCCCGGUGGCCACCAGCAUCGAGCAGCUCCUGGAGAGACAGUGGAACGAGGGGCAGAGUUUCCUGCUGCAACAGGGAGCGCAGGGAGACGUUGUGGGCAUGUUGAAGUCUCUCCACCAGCUGCAGGAGGAAAACAGGAGGCUCGAGGAACAGAUUAAAACUCUCACCAUGAAGAAAGAAAGACUACAGCUUCUCAGCGCUCAGUUAUCAGUGCCUUUCACCCCCUCCACGGCCUCCUCUGAUGUGAAAGUGGGCCAGCUGGGUGCCACUGACUCAUCCUUACCUGCCGCCACUCAGGACAGUGCGUCAUGUGGCGGUCACAGCAGUAGCGGUUCCACCUCCUCUCUCUCCACCCCUCCUUCCGUCUCCCAGAGCCCACCUCAGCCACAGCUCAACGGGGUCGCCGCCAUGGGAACGACCCCCACAGGGCUUGGCAGUGUGGCGGGGCUGAUGGGCGCUCUGGGUGCAGGGAACACGCUGGGCAUGGGGGGCAUCGUCGGGGCUCUGAAUGGGGUGAUCCAGACCCCGACGGGCACCGCAAGCCCUCACACACACUCGACGGGACCAGCCACGGGGGUCACACUGCCCGUUAACAACAGCAGCUCAGCGUCUGGUAAGAACAGCGCUGCGCGGCUCGGCCUGUUGUCUGAGCAGCAGAGACUCCUCCUGCAGCAGCAUCAGCUACAGCAGCUGCUGUCCUCACAGCCUUCAGCGGAGCAGCAGCAGGUGUUGCUCUACCAACUGAUGCAGCAGCAGCAGGACCUCCAGCAGCUGCAGUCCCUCUCCUCCUCUGCCCAGAUUCCCUCCAUCCCGCUCUCCUCCGCUCAGCUGCCCAUCAACAACCUGCUGCCCGCCGCCCAGAGCCAGGGCCAAGGAGCCAUCACCGCCAACCCCUUCCUGGCUCUGCAGCACGCUCACGCCGACACGCACGCCCCGGGGGCUCAGAAGCCACGGCUCGCUGAAAAGGCAGUAGGCGUCGCGGGGCAGGAGAAGACAUGACGGCAGUUGCUCUUUUGGUUUUUUCUUUUUUCGUUUUUAAAUAAAUAUGCAGAGGUUUUGGGAGAUCAGCCUGUUGGUCAACUUAGCGAUGAGAAAACAGGAGAAAUAUCCACACAUCCCCAGUCUGGUCUGUCAAUCACAUCAGUAGUUGAUCACUUCAGGCUUAUUUCAGUUCCAUGUACUAAUAGUCACAUAUGUUGUGUAAUUUUGUCUUGUUUAAUUCUGUUACAUUUUUAAUUACUGUUUUAGUUUUAGUGCUGCUUCAGGUUCUUAUUUUGAAAUAUUCAUUUAAUCCGUGUUGGUUAGUGUCCGUAACGCCAGAGCACAUGAUGUUUGGGACACUUGGUUUGUCCUUUUUUAUGACAGAUUUGACUAACAGGUGAACUUCUCAGAAACCUUUUCUUUAAUUAAUUUCUCUCUCUAUUGUCUUAUCACAUCAUUCUACCCCUUUCUUCACUUCUGUGCUCAUCUGUCUCUUAUUACUGUGUCGUAUCUCCUCUCCAUCUUUUCCGUUGUUUUUAUGUUUAAGUCUUUGCUUCACCGUUCACUCUUGCAUCACUCUCGGUCUGGUCUCUCUGCUGUUUCUGUCUCAGGGGCCCCAGCUAACCAGAGCUGUGCACUCAGCACACAAGCUAGCACACAAAACUACAAACAUUAAAAGAAAAAAAACAUUUCAGGAAAACAUGAAUAUAUAUAAAAGAAAAAGUCCAAUUCCUCACCACAGGACUUAACAGUAGCAGAUGUAUGUUUGGCAUCUGUCUUGCAGCGGUCCCAAGGGGAAUAUUGGGUGAGAGGCUUGUGAAAAUAUCCCACAUGUUCUCGCUGCUGCCUUUCCCCGUGUCUCUUUCACUCAGUUUGCGCAGAUCUAUUAAUGUCAUUGAGCCAAGCCUCGUACAGUCACCACAGAAGCCUUGCUUUUGACUGUCUCGUCUCUGGGCCAGAUACAGGGGGGCUCACUCAGCAAAGUGAAAUGCAAGUCGAAUGUUCAGAGUGAUGCAGUAAAGACUCUCAAAGAGAAAUUAUGCAGAAACGGAGCCAUUGGGUUUCACCUUGUGGAAGUCAUUACAUUUCAUCGCCCUGAUUGAGCCCCCUGCUGCACCUACCUCUCCAGCAGGACCAGCCUAUCAGGACCUAAGGGCCGGCAGCAGCGGCCAUUAAAAACCCACAACAGUCAGGACUGGCCAGUCAGGGUCCAAACCCAAGUGCCUGAGGCCAAGGGGGAAGGCGGAAUUGAUUUUCCUUUUACCUGUGUCCCUGUCACUCAGCCCAAUUCUCACAACUCUACUGGUAAUUAAGCUGUGUUGCCAUGGCAACAGAUUACUAAACACUUACUCGCGUCAGGCGGGACGCGCCGUCUCUUUAAUAAAACCAGGAAAUAUUAUUCUGCUGCAUUCUCUAAUAUCAAAGCCAACUUUGUAUUGCGCUUUUAUUUAUUUGGAGUUUGUGUAAUAGGCAUAAGAUGAUAUAUUUUAAAGCCCACUGGUGUUGCAAUUUAACAUCAUUUUGUACUACUGUGUAAAGUUUUGUUUGUCCUUUUGUUUAUUUCCCGUACAGUCGAAUCUUGCUGUAAAGCCCUUUAAUAACCUCUAUUCUGUGUCAUGUGUUGAAAUGUUAGCGCUACUUGAUAGUUGGCUGAUUUGGGGUUGGGGUGGCUGUACAUAAGUGUUUGUAGGGGGGAGGAAAUGUGUCAAGGGGGGGGGGGGGGGGGGUUCAGUGGCACAGUUUUUACCUCGUAAAGUGUACAUAGACCUUAACUCAUUGGCCGUGGGUGUAUAUAAGUUGGUUGUGAUUGGCCAUGCUGGUUUGAAGGAAAGCCAAUGAAGCCUCAGUUUGUGUGUGAAUCUUAGGACCAGACGAAAAGUUUGACAGUGACUGGACACACAAAGUAUUAAUUUAUUUUUAUAUGUGCAGGGACAUUGUGUUUCUUUUUUAAGUUUUGCACCAUUUUCUUGAUGAGAGGUCAUUUUAUACUCUGGGCACCGUGUUUUCAUCUGUGCACACAUUUGUUUGGAUCAGUUUUGUACAACUUUAAAAAAAAAAAAUGGGGGAGGGGAACCUGACAUUGUAUUUCAGAACACCAAAAUAAAGAAACACUCUGGAUAAUGUAAA